AUGUUUGCGGGUCGUGACGCGUCUCGGUCCCUUGCUAUGUUCUCAGCAAACAUGUCCCCUCGCGUUGAAAACUACGACGAUCUCUCGGACCUUACAUCUGACCAAAUGAACAGGCUUAAAGAGUGGGAGCUCCAGUUUCGAGGUGUGAGAUCACUGUUUUUGCGCUUUUUAUUCUGUUAUAUACACCGCAGAUAUUUUGCAUAGAUAUAUUCUUCGAAUCCUUCUAGUUAAGACAAGAACAACUGGAGCGAAAUUACUCUGUCAGGCCUCUGUUUUAAUUUACUUAAAUCUCCAAAUUGUCAUGUUAGAAUGUUAUGUGGGAAGAAUUGCCUAAUACUCCACAACAGCUUGUCAAAAUUGCUUCUCACGCAGACUUUGAUGAUUCCCUGGUUCGCAGGUCAUGCCCGAUCGGUUUACCUGAAACAGGUCUCCCACCUGAAAUGCAUGGUUUUAAAUAGCCGUUUCGUCCAUAUUUCCCUGUGCGAAAUACCAGGACCCGCCUAUUUCCUUAAGGCACAGAUAGUUCUUGACUAGUAAAGUGUACGUGCUUGCAAGACGAGCAGUUCAGGAGUAAUCCGCGACGUUUUACGCGUUUACAUGAGCUUUUUCAGCUUUCGAUAUACAACCCUGUUUUUGUACUACUAUGCUUUGUCUUUAGAGCGAUAUCACCUGGUCGGCAGGCUUCUGGGUCCGUCUGAACCUCAUCAUGUGUACGAACGGGAUGACGACGACACUUCAUGUGCCGGCGAUGCAUCGGCUGCCGCAUCCAAGUCCAAGAAUGACUAA
This is a messenger RNA of Spirometra erinaceieuropaei, 786 nucleotides long. The record is from the annotation of a GenBank genome assembly. Lineage: Eukaryota; Metazoa; Platyhelminthes; Cestoda; Diphyllobothriidea; Diphyllobothriidae.